Chara braunii is the source of this 2658-nucleotide messenger RNA. NCBI's taxonomy places the organism in Eukaryota, Viridiplantae, Streptophyta, Charophyceae, Charales, Characeae. The record is from the annotation of a GenBank genome assembly.
CCUUAGGAUUGAUAGCACGAUAAUUAGGCGACAUGGCUAACCGUGGGCGACCUCGCCCUCGGAACGCGCGUAGACGCGACCCUAUCGUCACCAGAAGCAGAUCGGCUAACCGACGAGCAGCCAAUAUGGCUGCCAACGUGCAAAAUCCGGUUCUGCAACAAAAUGUUAAUCCACCUAAUCAACCUGCCCCACGUGCACGAGCUCCCAUGUUGCCACCAGAUCUCGAUCUAUUUGAUCCGGCGCACCAUCUCGCAGGAGCAUGGUUGGCUACGCUUAGAGCACAGCAGUACGAUGAUCAAGAGGCACAGAUCAACAUUCUGGCUCGAAUGGGAGGAGAUACCCAUCAUUGGUAUAGUACCUAUGUAUGGGUGGAUCUCCCGACCUUCGAACGGGAUUUCAUGAAUCGAUUUGAUUAUGUCCACCCUGAGCAAGCGCUGUACAUGAUCAAGGACCGAGUGCAAAAACGUCUCGAAUCCUGGGUUCGGUGUCCAAUGGGAAUUUGCAAUGCGCCCGCCACAUUUCAGCGAGCAAUGAACAUGACGUUCCAGAAUUUCGUCAACAAGCCAUGGCUGACGCAAGGGAUGAUUAACUUCUGCAUGAUCAUAUACAUGGACGACAUCCUGGUCUAUUCGGAGACUUAUCACGGGCACGCGCAAUAUAUUGAAUGGACAUUGGGCGCACUGAGAGGUGCUGGGUUCAGGAUUGCGCUCGAGAAAAGCGAAUUUUUCCUCUCGGAAAUUUCGUUCUUGGGCUAUGUCGUGACACGUGGAGGAUUGCGGUCGGACUCGAGAAAAGUUGCGGCGGUGAAGGAAGCCCCAGUUCCCACGUCACUGAUGCAGGUUCGAGCCUUCUUGGGGCUGGCGUCGUACUAUCCGCAUUUCAUCAAAAGCUUUGCUGCGAUUGCACGACCGCUAACGAAUCUGUUAUGGAAAGAUCAGCCUCUCAAUUGGGACGCGGAGUGCCAGCAGGCCUUUUCAACCCUCAAAGACGCUCUGGCAACAACCCCUAUUUUGAUUCGGUCGGACCCCUCGAAGCAGUUCAUUCGCAUCACGGACUGGCAAUCGGAAGCUAUUUCCGCUAUUUUAGCACAGAAGGGGAACGAUGGGCGCGAACACGUCAUCGAGUACGCGUCUCCAACCGUACCAGACGAACGAAGAAACGACUCCGCACCUCAAGGCGAGUGCUAUGCGGUAGUUUGGGGAAUCCAACACUUCCAUCCGUAUCUCUACGGACAGAAGUUUCGCCUCGUAACGGAUCACGAGCCUCUGCUGGCAUUGAAGAAACUCACCAACUACACGGGCAUGAUUGGCCGUUGGGCGGUGCGACUACAAGAAUAUGACUUCGAUAUCGUCCAUCGAAAGACAGAGCGACACGGCAACGCGGACGAGCUGACACGUCUGCAUCGACCUGCCAAGGUGCAGCGGCCCCAUCUCUGCUCAGAUCUCCUCCGGUUUGCAGCUUUCUUCAGUACGUCGGCGAUCUACACGGCGGCAGAGUUCCAAUUCGCGGAAGAAGCAACUACGCGCGUUCUGGCCGAGAUCUCGGCCUUUCGACGGCUAUCCCCUCCCGGGACUAGCCAUAUCGCUGUCAUUGUCGUCUUUACGGGGGAUAUCACAGCGAUUCCGUCCGCGAAUCACUCCGACAUCUAUCGAACGUUGCGCACUUCGGCUGGGGAGAUAGAGUUCCGCUGGUCAGAGGCGGCCCCAUUCGGAGAAGGGCCAGAGCACCCAGAAGACAGCGUGGAGUUUCUGAUCAUCCAAGCCUGGAGGACAGCAGAGCAGGGCGACCUGCUGGGAUUCCUGUUCGGGAAGGUGGAGGAGGGCAAUCUCACCUUGAUCACGGACGAGUUGCUGGUGUUUUUGACUCAGCUGGCGGACGAUCUGCCCCUGGACAUCUUGUCGCACAGUGACAAGCAGCCUGGCACCCACGUGCUGUCUCGAACGCUCGAGCCGCACCUUGUGUGGUCCACGUACACGGAAAUCGACGAGGAUAUUUGUCUCUAUCCCUCCCAGGCGCUCUACUUGGAGAUCGAAGUUACCGAUCUCACGUUUUGGGACCCGAUUGCGAGGCAAAACAUGGCGCAGGACGAGGAGAUAAGGGGAGCAGACGAAGAAGAGGAAGAAGAAGAGCCAUCGAAUGAGGAAAGGGACAAUCCGGACUACGUACCGGAAAGAGAGGCAGGGAUAGCCGACGAAUCAAACCAGGCGGAGGCGCAGGACGAGGGGGUGGAGCCAGAAGAAGAAGAAGGAAGCAGGCUAUCAGGAUCGGAGUGCGAAGGAUUCGAGGCUGAAGUGCGCGACGCGGUGCGAGAACGAGCACGAGAGCGGAGGAAACGGAAGCGCCAGAAAACCGCGGAGGGAAAGCGACCCGCAACAGACGUAUGCUCUGUCGAUCCGUCGAUCGGAGACCCGUGGCGUGAUCCAGAGCCACCUGAAGAGGAAGACGAUGGAACCACAGAAGAGGGAUUACGAAGCCGAAGAAGAAGAAGAAGUGAAUCGCCAACUCCCUCCGGCUCCCCCGACGGCGCGAUAAAGAUACCGUCCUUGGAUCGUCGAGAGCCCAAUCUGAGGAACUAGUAGAAGAGCAGAACUGCCACAUUGGAUGACGUCCGCACACAAUCGAACGGCAAGUGGCAUAAAGUAAAGUGCUCCACGUGUC